AUGGAUAGUAAAUUUUAUAUUGAAGAGGUCUGCGAUGAAACAUAAAAUGUAAAAUUAGACAUUCCAAAUGCAGAUAAAAAUAAAAUCAUGCAUACACUUGUAUAGUAUUUUAUAUAUAUAAAAAGGAAGAAAAUUUAAAAUAGAAGAAUGAUUUUUUAAAUUCGGAGGAUUAUUAUAAUUUUUAACAACUACUUGUUAUUUCAUUAAUUACAAUCAACUUUUCUAAUGAUGAUCCAUUUUUUAGACAUAUUACCAUGGUUGUAAAGGCAAUAAAGAAAGCAAUUAAAAAAAGGCUUAUACAAGAGACUAAUUACUAUCAAUCUAAAUAGGAAUUUAAAGUAUGUCAAUUUUCUUAAAUUUAGAUUUAAUAAUCUUCUCUCUUUAAAAUCUAUUAUUAGGAUAUUAACAUAGGAUUUAUAACAUCUACUUAAUAAAUAAAAUCUACAGCAUUCAUUUUCAUAAACAAAAAUAUUUUUAAUGAAUUUAUGAAUAAGAAAAUGUAAAUUGAAUAAAAAGAUUAGUAAGUGAGAUUGACACUUUACUUUUUUGAUAUAAAUAUAUAAAAAGAACAAUAAAUUUAGUAAGAUUUUAAAAAUUAAUUUUUGCGAAUUAAUAAAUUCAAAAAUGAGUUUAUUGUAUUGAAUGAGGAAAUAGAUUAAUAGAAAUAAACCACAACAUAUCAUGUCUAUAAGCCUAUGGAUGAUUAACUUUAUUUUGUUAAAAGAGUAAAAAACAACCUAAUUAUAGAUUUAAUUGUUAAAUAUUCCUUUAGAUGUCACAUUUCAAGAUAUAUUUAACACUAAAAGUUCAAUUAAAGAUUACUUGAAAAUUUAAGAAGCGCGUACUCUUUAACGCGUUUCACAUCCAAACAUAAUUAGACUAUAUGAAUGGUGGCUAGAAAUAAAAAACUAUUAAUUAUUUCUAUUUACCUAGAUAGAAUAUUGUAUUUAUCCAGGAUAUAUCUCACAAUCUAAAAAUCUUUUGAGUUAUUCAUAUUUUUAUAUGAAUCCAAUGCCUCAAGAAUAGAAAAGCAAACUAAUAAAUGAAAUUUUAUGUUAGAUUAUAAGUGGUUUAGAGUAUUUACAAUAAAAGUAAAUCUCACAUGGAGAUUUAAAACCUGAAAGUAUUAUGGUUACUAAAAGUAUCACUGGAGAUAUAUAGGUAAUGAAUUCAUAUAAUAAAGGUUAUGUUAGCAGAUCUCAAUCAUUCAUAAUCAUUUUCUCAAGAUUUGUAAAAGUAACAAUUCAAAGAUUAUGUUGAUUAAAAAUAAUAAUGUUUAUAUGCUAUAGGUGUAUUGUUAAUGCAUAUAAUCCUUGCAUUUCCUGGAGAACCAACUCUUAGAAAUAAUUAUGUUACUAAAUUUUAGAAUUAUGACAUCGAUGACUCAUUAUAUGAGUUCGAUAAAUGGGCAUAAAAAUCAGUUAAGAAUAAGCAUAAAGAAUUUUCAUUUUUCUUAUAUAAAAGUUAUAUGGAGUUAGCAAAAUCAUUAUUAAAAAAAUAACAAUUUCAUGAAUUACAUGAAGUAAGAACUUUUAUUUAAAAUAAUAAACAAUUUGAUCAUCUAUUAGUUUGA
Paramecium sonneborni is the source of this 1573-nucleotide messenger RNA. The record is from the annotation of a GenBank genome assembly. Lineage: Eukaryota; Ciliophora; Oligohymenophorea; Peniculida; Parameciidae.